CAUAGAGUGCGACACUGAGCCAGUGCCGUACGUUUGUCACUCUGCGCCCAAGUAGUACCGAUAGUAUCGCGAUCUCCUCUCGACGACACCUCAGUGCCGUGCUAUAUACCGUGUGUAUUUAUUUAGAUUCGCUCUCGGAAAGACCAAGAAACGGAGGGCGAAUUUUUGAUUGAGAUAAUAUAAACUUUGACAGUGGUUUUGUAUUUUUUUUAAGUGGACUUAAUUUUGUUGUUAAAGUGAUUUGUAAAGAUUACCGACCUUUUGUUAUUCUUUCUGUUGAUAAUGGACUAUCUUAGUAGUCUUAGUGGCAGAUAGCCACUGUUCAUGCCCGAGAAACAGGACGGCGCGGGGGGCGGCUUGACGGCAGGCCCGCCCCUGAUGGCUUUUCCCGGCACCCCGUUCGGUGCCUUCCCGCCGGGCCCCCCAGGGCCGCCGCCUCCAGAUCGGUUCGCUUGGCCCCAUCAGCCGCCGCAAGCCUUUCAUCCACCACCAAGUGUUGGGGCUAGUCCGGGUAGCAGUAUACUAUUAAGCAGGGAAUUGCACCCUGCUUAUAGACUGCCCCCUCAUAUGGAGUAUCUCUAUUCUCUUCAACAUUCCACAGCUAACUCUAUCCAUGGACUGGGACUGAGUUCUGAGUACCUGAACGCAAGAGGCUUGACUGAUCUACACCCUGCUUCUACGCUGGCCAGCAGUGAAUUCCCCUUUAGUUUAGACGGUUCGCGCCUAUGCUCGCCCCGACUAGCCCGUGCCUCCCGCAAGCGCGCCCUCUCCGCCUCGCCCUACUCCGACCUGGACCUCACCUCCGUGAUCCGCUUUUCGCCCUCCUCCCUCGCCUCGCUCGCCGCCGGCAGCAGGAGCUCGUCGGCGUGCAGCGGCUCGCUGGGCCACCUGUCGGCGGGGGCGCUGAGCCCGGCCCUGCACCCCGCGCUGCUGCUGCGCGGGCCGGGCGCGCCUCCCCUUCUGCAUCCCCAUGCGCAUGCUGCCGCCGCGGCUGCGUUCGGGCUGCACGGGUCCGCGCAGCAUCUGGGCCACGCGCAGCACUGCGCCGGCCCGUUACCUAAGACUGAUAAUAAUUUUAAUGAUAGAAGAAAAUCCGAUCACCACAACUCCAUCAUAGACGUAGAAAUUCGAAAUCAUCCCAGAAUCAAAAAAGAACCCAUUUCUGCCGCCAAUCCAUCGGAAGGAAACGGCGACCAAAACGAUCUCAAAGAUGAACCCGGUGACUUUAUCGAAACGAACUGUCAUUGGAAAGAUUGCGGAACCGAAUUCAAUACUCAGGAUGAACUAGUUAAGCAUAUAAACAAUGAUCAUAUUCACGCAAACAAGAAAUCAUUCGUGUGUCGAUGGGAAGGGUGUUCGAGAGCAGAAAAACCCUUUAAGGCACAGUACAUGCUGGUGGUUCAUAUGCGAAGGCAUACAGGAGAAAAACCUCACAAAUGCACGUUCGAAGGCUGCGUGAAGGCUUAUUCUCGACUGGAAAACUUGAAGACUCACCUGAGAUCGCACACAGGUGAGAAACCGUACACCUGCGAGUACCCUGGCUGUUCCAAGGCUUUCAGCAAUGCUUCUGACAGGGCGAAACACCAAAACAGGACACACAGUAACGAGAAACCGUACGUAUGCAAAGCGCCAGGAUGCACGAAACGCUACACCGAUCCGUCCUCCCUGCGCAAACACGUGAAAACGGUACACGGCGCAGAAUUCUACGCCAGCAAGCGGUACAAGGGCGGCAACGGUCCCUCUAGCGAUGAGGGCGGUGCAGGUUUGGAUGCGUCACCUCGAUCUGACGACGCCAAAACGACCAGUUUGAGCAGUCCAUCUGUCAAGUCCGAGUCCGAUGCGCAGUCGCCUCAAGCUCAGGGAAGUCCGGCAGGGCAGGAUAUGGAUUCGAUGCGUCUCACAACUCCUGGAGUAACAGACACGCUGGAAGACUGGACUGCAGAGGCAGAAGAUCUCGAACUGGAUGAACUUCCUGUAGUUCUUCGAGCAUUGGUAGGUGGAGGAGCAGCCCCUACCGGUGUUGGACCACCUAGACUUCGAAAACCAGUUGGUAGACCAAGGGCGCCGGCGUUGGCUCAACGUAAGAUAGCAGAAUUAAACACGAGAAUAACGAACCUAAAGAUGGACGCUACCACGCAACCGCAACCUAAAUCUCAACUCACCGAGCUUCAACAACGGCUUCAACCUCCAGUUUCUCAACAGCAACAAGCUCAAAUUCGGCGAGAUAGCAACUCUACUGUCAGUUCGUACUAUGGCAGCAUGAGAAGCGCCGAUAUGAGCAGGAAGAGCAGCCUUGCUUCUCAGGUGUCAAGUAUGAAGCCUGGUCCAGGCCCUGGGUCAUUUUACGAUCCAAUAUCAGCUGGUAGUUCAAGGAGGUCAAGUCAGCUUUCCACAGCUACCACUGGAGGUCAGUGUUUACCUCCUCCACCGCCGUCACACUUACUGGCAGGUCAGCUUCAACGGUUGCAGGGUAGUAACCAUGUCAAUUCAAGCAACUUAAUUUUACAGACGCAAUCUACAAACUUACAACAAGCAGCAGCCCAUACUCAGAACUUCCUCUGGACGUCGACCACAAGCUCAGAAGCACGUAGAGCUUCUGAACCAUCACGUCCAGGCCUUGAUCCCCGAAGUCCACCUCCAAGACCUUCUUCAGUGAGUUUAAGUCCUUUAAGGAAGGUUCACAGUUCGACUGAGUUGCAUCCCAACCAGGCUGUUCAGUUAGAUGAAGUUGGUGAAGGCGAGAUGGUAGAAAACAAACUGGUUCUGCCUGAUGAGGUUUUGAUGUAUCUGAAUCAAGUAGCAGAUGCCCAGCAGGGUUCCAAUUGGUCUGAAACCACAACACAGCCGCUUCAAAGUCCGACGAAUACUAUGGUUCCAUCGCCGAGCAGUUUUAAACCGUUGUCACCAGCAAAUAAUCAAGUAAAUCAGAUGAUGGGGCCUUCAAAUCAAGUAACCAUGUCACCCAGGAGUAAUCAAAUAAUGUCUCCACCAGCUUAUCAACUCAUGCCAUCUCCUGGACCUCAAAUGAUUUUAUCACCAGCCAGCAACAUGAUGCCAAGUCCAGCAAGUAAUUUGGAGCACAUGUUGUCACCCAAUCCUAACCAAAUUUUAUCACCAUCCAGCAAUAUGAUGCCAAGCCCAGCAAGUAACUUGGAGCACAUGAUGUCACCCAAUCCUAAUCAAAUUUUACCGUCUCCAAAUUCGAACUAUCAGGUUAUUCCAUCACCAAGCUCCAUUUACAAUGACCAAGUCCAGUACAAUGCUAUGUCACCGGCUCAGGCUAACAUAGCUUCGCCAGCUUCGAACUACAAUCAAAUGGUGGCGUCUCCAAUGUCAACAAGGUGUCAACCACAAUUGAUGUCACCUUCGCAUGCCAAUAAUAUGACUCAGCAUUGUCACGGAAAUCAUACAAUGAUGCAAAAUAAUACAGCACAACAAAUGGUGCCACAAAAUUGUCAGCAAACCAACUGUUCGUCAAUGAUGAACCAAAAUCAUCAACAGAGGCAGAAUAAUGGAUGUUUUAAUACUAACGGACAAAUACAGCAUCCAAACUGCUACAUGUCCGGAUCUUGGUGCCAAAACAGCAACAUGCAAAUGCAGCAUAAUAACGCCUGUAACAACCAAAACCACAUGUACAAUCAGCAAUGUCAGAAUAACUCGAUGGCCAUGAACUCAAACUACAUGAACCAGCAAACGCCUAACAUGCACUGCGCGGAACACAACCCUUAUGCUCAGCAGUAUAUGAAGCAGCAAUCCCAAAACCAAGGGAACUACAACAAUUAUCAGCAAACACAAAAUGCCUUACCAUCACCAGCAGCAGGUACUUUGGCACCAAGUACUUACGAGGCACCAACUAUGAGACCAGAUACUUACCAACGCACUUUAGAGUACGUUCAGUCAUGUCAAAGUUGGAACGCAUCUACAGAGCAAACUAACCAUCCUAAUAUGGUUGUUGGUGACAUGACUUCUUCAUUAACAUCUUUACUUGAAGAAAACAGAUAUUUACAGAUGAUACAAUAGCAUUCAUCGUACCUAUGUGAUGGAUUUUAAAAUUGUGACUUAAAUUAUUACAAAUUACUUAAAAAAUAUCUUGAUUGUUGACAAUAGUUUUAGAAAUGUAAAUAUUAAUGGUAUUCAGGACGGCCUAUAGUUCCAAUGUAAAUUUCUAUAUAAAUAUUAUCAAUAAUAUAUGUUUGUAAAUUUUUGAAAAGUAUCAAUGUCUGAAUUAUAUCAUAUAUAUUUUAUAAAUAGGUCUCCAUAUUGGGUACUUUUAGAUUUUAAAAAAUGUAUGUACAUGUGAUAUUUACUGCAGUUAUAUUGCAAUAUCUCUAUAAGAAGGCUUUAAAAUUUUGUAAAGUAUGUUUUGUUAUAUUUAAAAUAAAAUUCAUAAAUGUUUUAAUAUGAGUAGUAAUCAGAUCUUAUAUGUAAAUAAUCUGCAAAAAUAAAAUAAGAACCAUUUGAACAGAAUGAUGAUUGAAAUGGUUCAAGUUAUUUAUCUAUAAAUAUGUUAGAAUAAAAAUUGUAGCGGUUAAGGUUUAUACUAAAAACCAAAUGUUGCAUUUGAGUUCUGUUAAAAACAAUAAAUAUAGUACUAAUUUGAAC
Molecule: messenger RNA, 4602 nt
Organism: Sitophilus oryzae (rice weevil)
Lineage: Eukaryota; Metazoa; Arthropoda; Insecta; Coleoptera; Curculionidae
Product: transcriptional activator cubitus interruptus
Exons: 17
Coding region: 325-4020 (1231 amino acids)
Biological process (GO): regulation of transcription by RNA polymerase II
Cellular component (GO): nucleus
Molecular function (GO): RNA polymerase II cis-regulatory region sequence-specific DNA binding; DNA-binding transcription factor activity, RNA polymerase II-specific
Source: RefSeq, a predicted model, not a curated record